Molecule: messenger RNA, 1786 nt
Organism: Owenia fusiformis
Lineage: Eukaryota; Metazoa; Annelida; Polychaeta; Sabellida; Oweniidae
Source: the annotation of a GenBank genome assembly
CAGAGAGUCAGAAUGAAAUAGGUGACAUAAAGGAAAUGUUUAAAUAUACAACAAUAGAAUUCUUCAUAUAAGAAACAUGGUACAAUUUUUCAUCAAGUCGUUGUCCUGAUGUUGCAAAAUAGAUAAUUUUAAGGAAAAUUAUGCUGCGAGACACCACAGGGGAUGAAUGGAAAAUGUUAACCAUCAAUACUUAAUACUGUGAUAUUGAAAAAUGGAGAGCUCUAAAUGCAAUGGCACAAUUUCUCCACUGGGGACAAAUGGAACGACUUUACCCUCAAUGGAUCGCGACUACCCUGAUAUCGUAGGUGUCAUAGUAACAGUAUGUAUGAUGGUUGCUGUUCUCAUAGUAACAACAAAUACACUGACCAUAACCUGCAUCGCUAAAUUCAAACAUUUACAACGAGUGAAUGCAAACAAAUUCAUACUAAGUCUGUCAUGCGCUGACCUCAUUCUGGGUGUUGCAUUACUGACUUGCGCAUUCAGGUUCUAUGCACCAGAUUUCAUGUUCUACAAUGGCGAUAGGGAAGCUGAGCGGAUCUCAUGUCUCAUUUGCCAACCUCCAACUACAUUAGGAGCACUGUCAUCUAUAAUUAAUUUCCUUCUUGUUGUAAUUGAACGAUUUAUCUCGAUAGCCAAACCAUAUUUCCACACAAGAUGGUUCACGGAGAGAAACAGUAAGGUCAUUAUCUGCAUCACAUGGACAUACAUCAUAGGUUGUACCAGCUAUAUGACUGCUAACACGGAGUACAACUAUGGUGACUUGUGUCUGUGGGUCGUCAUAGACAGGAAAACAUUUUUACUAUUAACAGGUCAUGUAUUGAGUGUCCUUGUACUUAGUACGUUAGCAUACACAUACAUCUUCAUCAUCGCUUGGAAACAGAAUAAACAAAUCCACCAACAAGCUUUGUCCGUGUCCAACAGUACAGGAAUUACAACCAAUGACUACAGACUAACCAAAAUGAUCGCCUGGGUGUAUGGAGUUUUGAUGAUAUGUUUUAUUCCAUUUAUAAUCAGCACAGCUCUGAUGGGGCAAUACGAGCAUGCACCUGUAUGGCUACAGGUCAUUUAUAGAUUUUCAGCCAUUUUUAUAUAUUGCAAUUCAUUUUCAAAUGCAUUUAUCUAUGGGUUAAAAAGCAGGGACUUAAGACAGGCUUAUAAAUGUCUACUUGGCUGUAAAACUGCAGAAAUCAGACAAAAUGACUUUAAGAAUACAAAUCAAGCAGAUGUUAGAGUUUAAGAAACUGCCUGGUUUCGGCAAGGGAAAGAUCAAUACCCGGUGAUUUCAGCGGGAAGUGGCGUUUCGUUCAUUGGAUGAGCUGCGCGCGCACGCAUAAAUGUGAUUAUCCAAUAUAAUUAGGGGAGGGCUAUUUGAAGUAGUUUUUGGUCUCAGGCGCGACCCAGGGCUGUUGUCUUAAGGACAUUUAGUUGAAAAUGAGCCAUUCGGCUGAUAAUUGGUAAGAGUUUGCGAUCUUAUAAUGUAUAACUGUUACUCAGACACAUAUUUUGACACGAUUCUGUUGGAAAUAAGCUUUGAACCGAGAGAUAUUCACGAUUGAUAUGCACAUUUUUGAUUGUGCCAUUGCUUUUCGAUUGCACAAUCCAUGUAUUGAUAGAAGAAACAUUAAUAAUACAGAUUGGUUUACCUUCAAUACAUGGCAGACACUACAUAUCGGUCUAUUAAUACCAGUUUGUGCCUUAAAUAGUUUUAUAUUUCCAUCCACGGCCUGGAGCCUGGGUGUGUUUGUCUCUUAUGUGUAUGCUUGUGCAUGGACUUCUAAUCACUAGC